AUGACCAUGGCAAGCGUGUCGACAGGAAAUAGCGAGAGCGCUGCUCGCCCAGAUCCCUAUUCGGGAUCGGCUGACUUCAGCACGAUUAUCGCUCCGGUGUAUCUUUCCAAGAAACUAGAAUUCGAGACAUUUUCAACGCUGAGCGUCAAAGCGACGGAACCGAUCGACGCAAGUGAGGUCCUUGUGGUCGAGCAUGGAUACUGUGACCGUAUUAGUGUGGAAGACGAUGGUAUGGAAAUGUUUCAGAAGAGUAUUUUUGUCGUGCUGGGAGAUCCAUCCCUAUUUAACUCGUUGCGACCACGAUCCAUGCUGCUGCUAGGGAAUGGCAGCGAGCAGGUCCGAGGGGAGGUAUGGCAGCCUGGUUUUUAGCCGUACCAUAAUAAAGGAGAGCUAUGCGUUCCGGUUCUCAAAAAAGUCCAGAACAAUAUCCAUCCAUCGCCUUUUGCACAUGCAGGGGAGCA
Messenger RNA from Amoebophrya sp. A25, 461 nucleotides. NCBI's taxonomy places the organism in Eukaryota, Dinophyceae, Syndiniales, Amoebophryaceae. The record is from the annotation of a GenBank genome assembly.